AUGAUUCCCGUUUCCAGACUAUUUACAGUGCAGGUAAUCAAUAAUUUCGCGCCCGAAAGUGUGCUAAACCGGCCAGAAAUUGAUGCAGGAUCCGUCGAACGCGCUGCUUUCGUACACCCAAAAAGGAAUUGACUUUUUCGAAAAAAUGGGUCAAUUUUCAAAGGAGCGAGCCGCGAUUGAAGAGGACUACUCUACAAAACUAAAGUAAACUUCGAAAAUUUUCAAAAUUUUGCAUGUUGCUUGAAAAUUUCCAGAAAUCUUGCUCGAAAAUACGCAAAGAAAUCAGAGGAGGAGGAUGAGAUUCUGAAGAACGUCUCCUACGUGAACGCCUUCAAUUUGUACUUGCAGCAACUCGAUCAGAUUGCCGCAAAACAUCAUGUAAUUCGAAAAUUUUGCCCGAUUUGAAAUUUUUGAAUAUUUAGAGCACCGCCGAGAGUCUCCGAGAAGACGUGAACACGUACGUCUCGUCGAAGACGUGUCAGUUGCGGAGCUCGCGGAAAAAUGCGAUAGGCGACCUGAAAACGAUAAACGAGCGGCUCGAGGAGCACAUUAACGAAAUGUGCAAGUCUGGGAAGGCUUAUGUGUAAUUCGAACGAAAAAUUUUAAAAACUCCCUGGGAAAUUGCAGAAAAUCGUUCAAAGAAGCCGAAAGCGCGUACCAAAAGUUCUACAAAGCCGAUAAAAACCUGGAAAUUUCGAGAUUAGAGCUCGAGAAGGCCAGAACUCAUGCAAACGUACCAAUUUUCCACAUUUUAAUCAGAUUCCAGAGCAUUUUCAGACGCGAACCGAGGCGUGCGAAAAGACAAAGAGUGAAUACUCGCAGUCGGUGACGUCGGCGAAUUCGGAGCAGAAAAAGUAUCACGAAGAGCUGCUACCCGUGCUCUUCUCGCGACUGAAAGCGGUCGACAAAGAAUGCAUCGCAGAUAUGAGCCAAGUGCUCCAAAAGAUGCUCACCGUCGACGAAAUGCAGGCGGAGAGCAUUGGUGAACUUUCGCUUCGAGACCCUAAAUCUUGAUAUUUGAAUUUUAGCGAAUUGCCGGCUCACAAUGCAGACGAUUGUGGAUCGAAUCGACCCGGAAGGCGAUGCGCAGCAAGUUCUCGAGUCUGUCGAGUAGGAUUUUCAGAUUUUCAGCGUUUUUCUGUUGUUGAUUUUAUUAUUGAAUUAGAGCGAAUUUACUUUACGGACUUCGUUCAAAAUUUUCAAAAUUUUCAAAAUUUUCAUUCAGGGCAACAAUCGAAAAGCCGUUUCCGUUCGAACUGGAAGACUUGGGAGACCCGAAGGACUGCGAAAGCCGUGCGAAUGGUCAGAAAACAGGCUCCCGACACGAAAAUCACAAAAAUCCAUUCAGAAUCGAUAGAAUCGAAGCCACGCGUCGAGAUAGCCGCCUCCUCGUAUCACAUACUCAAAAGUCCGAGCAAAAAGCGAAUAAUUCGCAAUUUGCUCGGCAUGAAAGAAAAGGAAAACGACGCGAAAAAGGCGGAAUCGACAAAGGAACCGUACACGGACAAGGACAAGCCGCCGCACGUGCGUCUCUCGUGCCUCCGCUCGAAAAUCCGCGGAAUGGAGAAGCAGUUGGAACAGGCGGUGCAGGGCAGAGAGGGACUCACCAGGUACCGAGGGACCACAAGGAAAAGGGUCGAAAAGAACGAGUUUCAGACUGCAGAAGGCGUACUACGAGAAUCCGCAGCACGGAAAUCCGUCGGCGUGCACCGGCGAGCUGAUAGUUUACGCGAAGAAAAUCGAGACGUUGAACACGAACAUUCAGAAUUUGAAAGAGUUUUACACACUUCUCGAGAUGAGCGUCGAUGGUGCGGGCUUCCGAUUUUCUGAUUUUCUCAAUAGAAUUUUUCAAUUCCCGAGAUAUACUGAUUUGAGACCGAGAAGGCCGAGUUCUUGCGAAAAUCCAGUUUUUCUUUAAAUCGGUAUAUCUCGGAACUAGAUUCUUUUGAAAAAUUCUGACUUUUCACAAACAUUUCAUUGAUUUGCAGGAACUCCCGAACGUUCGUUCGGCGGAAGAGACACUCCGGACACGACUCGCAGCUUCUCGGGCGGCUCGGCCAAUCUUUCCUCUUCCAAAACGCUCGAUGACAAUGUACUUUUACUUUUUCUCUCCAUUUUCCCCCAAAAUCGUUCGAUUUUCAGUCGGGAGAUCCGUCGAGCAGCUGCACAUCCACCCUAGCCGCCACAUCGAGUUUCGGAGAGGAAACUGCGAAGAAAAUGGUAGGAUUCCCUUUCACUGGGACUAAUAUCAUCAAUCUCUGCAGCUCCGUCACUUCCUCAACUCGCCAAAACGACUCAUUUCGUCGCCGAAAAGCGCGAAGAGCCCGAGUGUUUCGGGAAUGAGCACGCCGACGCGCCGAAAGAAGGACAUCUCGUCGCCGGUGCUCAGGAGCUCGUUUUCCGGAGCCAUUCGCAAAAUGUCGGCGCCGUCUGUCGAGAUCACGUCCUCUCCGCCAACCUCCUCCGACGCACCGAUCAUCUCCGCCGUCGCCGCGUUCGAAUUCGAAAAAACGACGCCGGAGACGAUGUCGAUAAGUGUCGGCGACGAGCUGAUCACGCUGGAACCGGACACGGGCGACGGAUGGACAAGGGCCAAGAAGAUUAAGAAUCAAGAAGUGGGAUUCGUGCCCACCGCCUACCUCCAAUUCACCGCCGACGCGCCCGCAUCCGCUUCUCUUUGA
This is a messenger RNA of Caenorhabditis sp. 36 PRJEB53466, 2681 nucleotides long. NCBI's taxonomy places the organism in Eukaryota, Metazoa, Nematoda, Chromadorea, Rhabditida, Rhabditidae. The record is from the annotation of a GenBank genome assembly.